Messenger RNA from Symbiodinium natans, 732 nucleotides. Lineage: Eukaryota; Dinophyceae; Suessiales; Symbiodiniaceae. The record is from the annotation of a GenBank genome assembly.
AUGGCCAAGGCCUUGGCCAAAGCCAAGGCCAAGGCCAAGGCCAAGGCGAAGGCGGCCAAAGCCAAGGCCAAGGCAUUGGCCUUGGCCAAAGCAAAGGCAGAGGAAGAGCAGAAUGUCCAGGAAGAACAGGCCGAAGAGGAGCACCCUCGCUCGCACGAUGCUUGCAUCGACCCGGCUACUCUGCAGGUCGCCUCGACAGAAGAUGCUGGCGAGAAGACCAAGAACAGGAGUAAGAACCAAAAGUUUCUCAAGCUUCUCCGUUCCGGUGGCUUGCCGGAAUGGCUCGAGGAUGAGUGGAACCGGUUGUCAAAGAUGAAGGUGGGGCGACUCGAGGCGCAGCGCCAGCUGGUCAACCAAGCCAUGGACAAGGAUGCAUCCUCCGGAAAACUCGUGGUCUCUCUGGAGAAACCAUUCUUCAAGCAGCUACAGGAGAACUUUACCCAGACUGCCAGCAAGUCCGCCCAGAAGGCACUUCCGAGGGUGCUCCUCAUGGGAAAGUUCAACCUUACCCAGGAGAUGUUGGACCAAGCUAUUGAGGACGGCGAUAUCAUAGAGAGCACGAACAUCAAGGGCAAGAGGGUUUACUCCUGGACCAUGGAAGAGCACGUGGUGAAGAGAGGCAAGCACAGCAAGUUCAGUGAGGAGAAAAGCAAGCAAGGAACAAGCCGAGACGAGAAGUACAUGGACAAUCUCGUGAAAAACCGAAGGUCCCUCUGGUACCUUUUCCCUUGA